Messenger RNA from Monopterus albus (swamp eel), 5660 nucleotides. Its product is annotated as endothelial PAS domain-containing protein 1-like. The record is from RefSeq and is a predicted model, not a curated record. Gene Ontology annotation, molecular function: RNA polymerase II transcription regulatory region sequence-specific DNA binding; DNA-binding transcription factor activity, RNA polymerase II-specific; protein dimerization activity. Gene Ontology annotation, biological process: regulation of transcription by RNA polymerase II; cellular response to hypoxia. NCBI's taxonomy places the organism in Eukaryota, Metazoa, Chordata, Actinopteri, Synbranchiformes, Synbranchidae.
AAAAACACACCGAAGGGUUUGGCUUUUUAUUUUUCAGUGGAGUGUUCCUUUAGCAGAACUGGUGGCUGCUGAUCACGGAAAACAGAAGACUGGCUCAGUUGCACCAUCAUCAUCAUCAUCAUCAUCAUGAGGUUCUGACAGGUAUCGUCUGUGACCGCAGCUCACACCUGUUGCGCACCGGGGACGAACAGGUAGGAAGCCUGAAGGCGCAGGAGAGGGCGGGCUAACGGGGGCGGCUCCCGGCGACGUUUCCAGCCAAUCAGCGGCCAGGGAAUUGGACAGCGGCUGUCCGGCUGCCAGCUGAGGUUCAGGUCAGAGACCGAGCAGCUUUGGGAGUUUUCAGAUCCAAGCGAGGAAAAGUUUUGACAGGUGAUCCUGCGUGUGGCUCCAGUCCGCGGCAGUUCGGUUGUCAGCUCAGCUUGUGUGGACUUUUUCUGCGGGUGAGAGGCUGUACGAUCCUCGGCAGUGUUCUGAGACUGUACGGCCCCGAUCCCCUCCAGCCUGGACCUCACAGACCCCUUUAAUGGACUAAGUUCGCAGGUUUAAUGACGUGAUCCUUCAGAGGGCUCCUGACCUGCGCACUUCUAUGUAAUACCUGCAUGUUGAACUAGUUUUGACCCCAAAAUUGGACUUAACUUAAACUGUCGGGGGAUUACAACACUGUGAUUGUUCGCAAGAGAAAGCAUGACGGCUGAUAAGGAGAAAAAGAGGAGUAGCUCAGAGCGGCGUAAGGAGAAGUCUCGCGAUGCAGCUCGCUGCAGGCGCAGCAAAGAGACAGAGGUUUUCUAUGAGCUGGCUCACCAGCUGCCACUGCCCCACAGCAUCAGCUCACACCUGGACAAGGCCUCCAUCAUGAGGCUGGCUAUCAGCUUUCUUCGCACACGCAAGCUACUCGCCACAGGCUGCAGCAACAGCAACGAGGACAGACAGAUGGACAGCCUGUACUUGAAGUCUCUGGAGGGUUUCGUCACCGUGGUAACGUCAGAUGGCGACAUGAUAUUCCUGUCUGAGAACAUCAGCAAAUUCAUUGGACUCACUCAGGUGGAGCUCACUGGGCACAGCAUCUUUGACUUCACCCAUCCAUGUGACCAUGAGGAGAUCAGAGAAAACCUCAGCUUGAAAACAGCCGGCAGUGGCUUCUGUAAAAAAGGCAAAGAGCUGAGCACUGAGCGAGACUUCUUCAUGAGGAUGAAAUGCACGGUGACCAACAGAGGACGCACUGUCAACCUCAAGUCAGCCAGCUGGAAGGUGCUGCACUGCACCGGACACCUGAAGAUGUACAACAGCUGUCCUCCCCGAGUUCUGUGCAGCUUCAAAGAGCCGCCGCUCACCUGUGCUGUCCUGAUGUGUGAACCCAUCCCACACCCGUCCAACAUCGACACGCCGCUGGACAGCAAGACCUUCCUGAGCAGACACAGUAUGGACAUGAAGUUCACCUACUGUGACGAGAGGGUAACAGAGCUAAUGGGGUACACACCUGAUGAUCUGCUGGGUCGGUCAGUCUACGACUUUUACCACGCCCUGGACUCAGACAGCAUCACCAGGAGCCACCACAACUUGUGUACCAAGGGUCAGGCAGUGAGCGGUCAGUACCGAAUGCUGGCUAAGAACGGAGGCUACGUCUGGGUCGAAACCCAGGGAACUGUUAUUUACAACAGCCGCAACUCCCAGCCUCAGUGCAUCGUGUGCAUAAACUAUGUCCUCAGUGACAUUGAGGAGAAGUCAAUGAUUUUCUCCUUGGAGCAGACAGAGUCUCUGUUCAAGCCACGCUUCUUCUCUGCUGGAGGUGCAGGUGAGAGCGGAGAGCCAGGAGAUGCCCUUUUCAAUAAACUCAAAGAGGAGCCGGAGGACCUGGCCCAGCUGGCUCCUACACCUGGAGACACCAUCAUUUCCCUGGACUUUGGUUGCCCUCAGUUCAAGGAGCCCCAGCAGCCAGUGGGAUACACCCAGGUGUCUGCUGCAGCUCUGCUUCCUCUGGGAACACCAUCCUGGGCCAGAGAGAACCACAAGCCUGCCCCUCCGGCAUCAGGCCAGACCUCAGCUCCAGUGACAGGGGACAUGGCUAAAGUGGCUGGCACGCAGAAUCUGCCGCCAGGCAGCGCCACUCCGAGCCUCAGCACCUGCUCCACGCCCAGCAGCCCCGAGGAUUACUACAGCUCAGCGGACAGUGACCCGAAGAUGGAUCUGACUGAGAAGCUGUUUGCCCUGGACAAAGAGGGCAACAACGGUCCUGCAAACACUGAGAUGGACUUCAGCAACUUGGAUCUGGAGACUUUGGCUCCUUACAUCCCCAUGGAUGGAGAGGACUUCCAGCUGAAUCCCAUCAUCCCAGAAUCAGAGCCCCUGGAGGGAGGGCCAGUAGCAUCCAUGGGGAGCAGCAGCAGCCUGGCCCAAACUCAUCGAGCCACCCAGCAGUUCUUCAGCAACAUCGCCAGCCUCUUCCAACCGCUGUCCUCCCAUCCUCAGCCUCAAGGCCACUACCAGCCCCAUCCAGCUCCCCCCUGGGCUGCAGGGGAGAAAAGGAGCUCCCGCCAGGGGGCUGGGGGCCUCCGUGCACAGUAUUACAUGAUGGGGCACAUGCAGAGUCCCCCAUACCAGGCUCCAGCUAGCAUCCCGCUGUCCUCCAUGGGUGGCAGACAAAAUCUACAAGGGGGGGACAGACAAAAUCUACGGGGCCCGCCGGCCCCGUUGAUACCCUCCCAACCGCCGCCACCGCGAGCCACCAAGGCCUACCUGAUGGACACACUGAGGACAGGACAGGAGCAGCCAUCCUGCCAACAGAACAUGACACAUCUCAUGCAGAGGUCCAAUGGUAACUUUGUACAAGCCUACACAGACAUGAGUCUAGCCAGAGUGGCCAUGACCAACAGUAUCAAGCGCUCCUUCACCCAGAUGGCUGUGGGUGAAAAUAAACUUCCAGAAAUAAUUUGGAAGAAGAUGAGGGGUGACAGUUGUAUCGCCAUGGAUCGUUCUCUAAGAGCAGGCUCACUGACAGGCUCAGGGAUGGGCAGGAUGACGCCAAGCAGCAUGUCUUCAGUUCUCAGCUCUCUGCAACAACACAGGAAGUCUCAGUAUCCAGGAAUUGAGAUGGGUGGUGCAAAUGAGAAAGCCUUUCCUCAAAAGAGCUGCAUCUACACCGAGUAUAACACCAUGCCUUCUAACAAGACUGAGGGUAUAGCUAGUCGUCUGCUGGGGCCUUCGUUUGGGCCCUCCUGUCUGCCAGAGUUGACCCGUUACGACUGUGAGGUCAACAUCCCACUGCAGGGCAACCUGCACCUUCUCCAGGGCUGUGACCUGCUGAGAGCCCUGGACCAGAUCACCUAGAGCCCUAGAUUCAAACCCAGCCACAGACCCGGACUUAAACCCCCAGCCCUGACCAUCAACCUGCAUCCUGAGACUUGAGCCUCUCUUCACCUCUGGGCCUUUUGAAAACCCUGAGUCUAAGCUACUUUUAGGGAAUCGUAUUCCCAGCCACAUUCUGCCUUAUCUAGCUGAGCCCCACACUCAGUUCUCUGUCCCUUUUGCAGCUCUAUACCAAGACCAUCUUAACAAGCUGAGAUGUCCGGCUCAAGCCACUUUCACCUACUUUCUGCCCAGCUCUCGACUCAGGUUUGAUGCAGGUUGACCACCAGUGUACUAAAGUUGCCCAGCAUUGAGCCAACCACAUAGACAACCCUUACACAUGAGAUAGCAUGGUCUCUUAGUGAAAAAGGUCAACAAGGGACAAUUAACUUACAGCGUACCAAAUGAUGCAACACGCUGCCUGAUAUGUGUCUGUUGCUGGCACUAGGAUGUGCCCGGUUUGGUCUUUCAUAGUUCAGCUCAGUAUUCAGACACACUGGCUGUAAGCAGGGUAAUUAGGUGUGGGAUUCAAACACACAAUCUCCCCAGCCAUUCGCCUUCCGACCACCAGCUGGUUCCUGCCAUGACUUAGCAAAGUGGGGAUCCACGACCGUGCUACACAACAGGCCUAGGAUUCAAACCUACGAGCUGCGUCUUCUCCAGAACCACACCCUGAAAUCAACUGCGUGCAGCCCAGUCCCCAGGCCUACUGUCUCCCUAUCACUUCACUCAUUUCAGCUCAGAGGAAAAAAUAUUAUACUACCUACAUUUUAACAGAGACACUGUUCUUUUACUCACUAUACUGUGUCUGACCAGCAACCAGGCCCAGGCCACUUUUCUAGAACCAGUCAAACAGUUGGGUAUCAUGACCUGGUUCAAAAUUGCAGCCAUUUUAAAAUUAAUAAUAAUUCCUUACAAACCCCACACAUUGAUUCUGCUUAUCGAUCCCCAAAGAUGAGUCAAUCACUGCAAUGCACUUUAGAGUGUGGCUGAAUAAUGUGUGCCACAGAUGAAUGAAUUCAGGUAGCGUUAUUUUCCUUUAGCACAGUAUAAGGCUGGUAUUAGCAGUAGUUCACUGUCUUUUCCCUGUGAUCACUUAAAAUUGCUUUCAAACUGGAGCAGCUCUUUCUUCUUUGAAUCUUUAAGAUGAAGUUACUUAGACAGUUGUUAGAGGUCAGAUGGAAUAAAACAUCAAAAAUUUGACAAAUCUGAAAAGAAACGGAAGUUUGUCAGCACCAUUUGCUCAACUCAAAAACGUCAUUAACUUGCAUAUGGUUAUAAGACUUUUUCUUUUUUUGGAAACAUAAAACAUUGCAUUUCUGCUUAAGCUAAAGGUGUUUUUCCAUUAAAGUCAGAAUAAUUAGAAUCAAUAAGCAGAAUCAAAGUGAUGCCCACCUCUGCUCAAAGCUUCCACAUCGCCACACAGACACACUCGGACACAGUGGACCUGCCUCUUCCUGCCUCCCACCUGAGGAGGAGUCGGAUUCUCACAACAAACUGCUUCACAUAAGCAUCACAACUGUUUAGGCCCUUUAAAUAACGCUGAUCGUAUUGUUAUCAUAAUUGGUCUAUAAUUCUAUUGAACUGAGACAUUUUAGCUUUUACCGGCUCUUCCCACGUUAUUUAAUCUAAAACAACGUGACACUUUACCACAGUAAUACUGCUCAUUUAUUUCUUACUCAACCUACCAGAUUUUUAUUUUUUGCCUGUCACAGACACUAAUAAACAUAUUGUUAUACAUGUAUUCUACUAUAAGUUGAGUAAUUUUUCUUAUCUAAACAUGGUUCUUGUCUGAGUUAAGUAGCUUGUGUGGCUAUUUUUUUUCUUAUUGUGCAAUUUCUUCAUUAAAAGCUAAAGAUGAUAUAAUCAGCAAAAAGGUUGCCUUAUGCACCAAACUCAUAGCUUGUACAAAGGAGCCUGGCUUACACAAGAGUUCAUGUGAUUAUAUGUUGUGGUCUUACCCACGCGUCACACCAUACAGAAAACCAGAGGUGUGUGCAGACUGUCUAGGCAGCAGGUGCGAGGAUGGAGAAGGGAACCUCUCCCACACACAGGUUCAGUUUCUCGGUUCCCGGGCUGGGAAAACCAUAGAUGUUGGAUUUGUGUUGGGCCUCUUGAUCCCUCUCUGUUGCAUUUUCCCCUACAGUUAUUGGUUUCCAUUAUGUACAGUAUAAGUGUCAGUUAUCUGGCCCGAGAAUCUUGCUUCCUGUAUUGCAGGCCUAUAAUCCCACACAGUAAAGAUCAAGUCACUCGUAACUUCAAGGGGUUACCCUCUUGAAUUGAAGUGCUAUAAUGUUCUGUCUGUGUUCCAGAGCCCA